AUGCGCAUCAAACAGCGGAGAUUCCCAUGGAAAGAUGUAUGGAUCGAAAAACUUGGGGGAGUUGAAAAAGCAAGGAAUCGAUGCGCUACAUGGUGUUUGGAUAAGAACGACGCGUUUCUACCUAGAAGGGUAAGGCGAAUCUCGUCGACUGUAUCGUGGAGUUAUGUAAAUGAUGACGCAUUACUAGAAGUAAGAAAUCAGCAUUGAGAAAAGCGGUUGGAACGAAAACAGCUGUUGCUGUACAUUUUCAAUUUGGGCAGCUAGAAUGGAGCAUUGCUUCGAUUUGAAUUUAGCCGCAGGGGUGACCAAAUUCUGUUUUGACAUUAGCUUAUUCUCGUAAAUUGAUGUCGAGCCGACAUAGGAAGAUGUGCUAAAAUCUAAAUUGUCAAGUUGCCAAUUCGUUGCCCUUGACGAGGAGUAGCUGGCAACGAAGCUUUUCAACUUUAAGCCUAUGUCGCCAAUCAGCGUAGGAGCGUAGGUUCUAUGGGGCACCAAGAGACUGAAUUAAUAGUGUCUAGCUUCAUCCUUCUCCAUUUUUCUUUUCAUAGCGUCUCAAUAGAUUCUAGUGAAAGUUUAUUGAAUGUUAAUUGAAGUGGAGUGAGUAAGAAUUCAAACGAAAUUCUAUUUUGUCCUUUUCCUCUGCAUACUGCUGCUCAAAAACAAUUGCGUUUUGAAGUUGGAAUCUCUUUGCGAAGCAAAUAGGUUUUAGCAUAACAUAACACUAUCAGCAUUGGCGAGUUGUCCCAUAUAUCUUAGAG
Messenger RNA from Cylicocyclus nassatus, 758 nucleotides. NCBI's taxonomy places the organism in Eukaryota, Metazoa, Nematoda, Chromadorea, Rhabditida, Strongylidae. The record is from the annotation of a GenBank genome assembly.